This is a messenger RNA of Galeopterus variegatus (Sunda flying lemur), 1233 nucleotides long. RefSeq names its product follistatin-related protein 4. Lineage: Eukaryota; Metazoa; Chordata; Mammalia; Dermoptera; Cynocephalidae. Gene Ontology annotation, molecular function: calcium ion binding; cell-cell adhesion mediator activity. Gene Ontology annotation, biological process: homophilic cell-cell adhesion; axon guidance; dendrite self-avoidance. Gene Ontology annotation, cellular component: axon; plasma membrane. The record is from RefSeq and is a predicted model, not a curated record. The transcript is spliced from 10 exons. The annotation marks the transcript as partial.
AUGGCUGCACAUCGUAAAUGCCCAGUGACUAUUUGUGACACGUGUACCAUGGCCGGCUAUGCCCGCCUGAAGAAUGUCCUUCUGGCUCUCCAGACCCGCCUGAAGCCACUCCGAGAAGGGGACAGCAGAGAAGACCCUGCCUCCCAGAAGCGCCUCUUGGUGGAGUCUCUGUUUAAGGACUUGGAUACAGAUGGCAACGGCUACCUCGGCAGCUCUGAACUGGCUCAGCACGUGCUGAAGGAGCAGGACCUGGAUGAGGACUUACUGGGGUGCUCGCCAGGUGACCUCCUCCGAUUUGACGACUACAACAGUGACAGCUCCCUGACCCUCCGCGAGUUCUACACAGCCUUCCAGGUGGUUCAGCUCAGCCUCGCCCCUGAGGACAGGGUCAUUGUGACCACAGUGACUGUGGGGCUGAGCACAGUGCUGACUUGCGCUGUCCGUGGAGACCUGAGGCCACCAAUCGUAUGGAAGCGCAAUGGGCUCACCCUGAACUUCCUGGACUUGGAAGACAUCAAUGACUUCGGAGAGGAUGACUCCCUGUACAUCACCAAGGUGACCACCAUCCACAUGGGCAACUACACCUGCCACGCCUCCGGCCACGAGGAGCUCUUCCAGACCCACGUCCUGCAGGUGAAUGUGCCACCAGUCAUCCGCGUCCAUCCGGAGACCCAGGCACAGGAGCCUGGGGUGGCGGCCAGCCUGAGGUGCCACGCAGAGGGCAUUCCCAUGCCCCGAAUCACUUGGCUGAAAAACGGCAUGGAUGUCUCAACCCAGAUGUCUAAACAGCUCUCCCUUUUGGCCAAUGGGAGUGAACUCCGCAUCAGCAGUGUUCGGUAUGAAGAUACAGGGGCGUACACCUGCAUUGCCAAAAAUGAAGUGGGCGUGGAUGAAGACAUCUCCUCGCUCUUCAUUGAAGACUCAGCUAGAAAGACCCUUGCAAACAUUCUGUGGCGAGAGGAAGGCCUCAGUGUGGGAAACAUGUUCUACGUCUUCUCCGACAAUGGCAUCAUCGUCAUUCACCCCGUGGACUGUGAGAUCCAGCGGCAUCUCAAACCCACUGAGAAGAUUUUCAUGAGCUAUGAAGAAAUCUGUCCUCAAGGGGGAGGAGAUGCCACUCAGCCAUGCCAGUGGGCAUCCGCAGUCAACGUCAGGAACCGGUACAUCUACGUGGCCCAGCCAGCACUGAGCAGACUCCUUGUGGUCGACGUUCAAGCCCAGAAAGUCCUACAG